AUGCUGCGGAUUCGUGUGGGGCUCUCACCCACCAAAACCCCCUCCUCAAAAUUAAAGUCGAUAUCUCAGGGACCGUGCACCCACGCAACCCAACCCACGCAAGCCAGCCCACGCACCUUACCCACGAACCUCACCCACGCACCACAACACACGCCUCCCACCCACGCAUCCCAUCUACGCAUCCCAACCCACGCACCACUGCCCACGCACCUCACCCACGCAUCCCAGCUCACGCACCUCACCCACGCAACCUCACCCACGCACCCCAGCUCACGCACCUCAACCUCGCAACCCAACCCACGCAAUUCACGCCUCCCACCCACGCACUCCGGCCCACGCACUCCAACCCACGCCUCCCACCCACGCACUCCAGCCCACGCACCUCACCCACGCACCCCAACCCACGCACCUCACCCACGCAACCCAACCCACGCAACCUCACCCACGCAACCCAACCCACGCAACCCAGCCCACGCACCUCACCCACGCCCCCCACCCACGCACCUCACCCACGCCCCCCACCCACGCUCCCCACACACGCCCCCCACACACGCAACCCAACACACGCCUCCCACACACGCAACCCAACACACGCCCCCCACACACGCCCCCCACACACGCCCCCCACACACGCCCCCCACACACGCAACCCAACACACGCCUCCCACACACGCAAUCCAACACACGACCCCCACCCACGCCUCCCAACCCACGCCUCCCACCCACGAAACCUCACCCACGCAACCCAACACACGCAACCCAACACACGCCACCCACCCACGCCACCCACCCACGCCUCCCACCAACUUCUAA
This is a messenger RNA of Coccinella septempunctata (seven-spotted ladybird), 813 nucleotides long. Its product is annotated as extensin-like. The record is from RefSeq and is a predicted model, not a curated record. Bases 1 to 813 code for a protein of 270 amino acids. The transcript has 2 exons. Lineage: Eukaryota; Metazoa; Arthropoda; Insecta; Coleoptera; Coccinellidae.